ACAACAUAUCUCCACAAGUUCCAAUCUUUACACAAGUCUCUCUCUCUACCCCUUCUUCCCUUUAGAUCUACGCUUUCUUUCUUUUUCUUCAAUCGUAUACAUAGAUAUACAUACAGGCUAAUUUCCCGAAUAUCGAGAUUGAAAGGGGGUGUCAAAGCAUUGCCGUUUCAAUCCAAAAAUGGUAUGGUCGAGCAUUCAUUCAUCGUGAUUCCCAUUUGGGUCUCCUUCUCUCCCCUUUCAUUGUGACUUUGAAUAAGGGAUCAAAGUUGCCUCUCAAAAGGUCAGAAUCCAAAGCGAUUGUAGCUGUUUACGGCGAUAGAGUAUUUGUGUAAAAAUUAAUUCAAAAGAGAGAGGGAACGAGUUUGGGGGUUCCUUUUUGGGAUGAUUUUUUUUGGUCUUAUAAAGGGGAGGAGGAGCGGCUAAGAAAGACAGUUAGAAAGCAAAUACAAAUGCAGGAAACAAAGAAUAAGAAGAAUAUUAGCAACGAUGAAUCAAACAAGAAGAAGGAGAGACACAUAGUCACAUGGACUCAGCAGGAGGAUGAUAUACUGCGUGAGCAAAUUAGCUUACAUGGGACUGAAAAUUGGACAAUCAUUGCCUCGAAAUUCAAGGAUAAGACAACAAGGCAGUGCAGGAGAAGAUGGUAUACAUACUUGAAUUCUGAUUUCAAGAAAGGGGGUUGGUCACCAGAGGAAGAUAUGCUCUUAUGCGAGGCUCAGAAGAUAUUUGGUAACAGAUGGACUGAAAUAGCGAAGGUGGUUUCAGGCAGAACUGAUAAUGCUGUGAAAAACCGGUUCUCCACCCUGUGCAAGAAGAGAGCAAAAUAUGAGGCCUUAGCAAAAGAGAACAAAACUUCCUUCAUCAACCAAAAUAACAAAAGAAUUAUCAUCCAUAAUGGUUUCAACGCAGAUGGAACACCGGAUACCUCAGAACCCUUUAAGAAGAUGAGGAGGUCCCAUAUCUCUGAUCACUCGGAAAACACCAACUUGACAGACAGAUUACACAAGCGUAGUGGAACAACUGUGAGUCACCAGCCGAGACCUCCAUUUGCAGUAUUGGUAGAAAAUUUCCACAAUGUCAAUGAUAUGGCAGCUCAGCAUCCUGUAACCAAUGUGAAGGAGGUCUCUCUUGAUGUGGGCCAAAAUAAUAAGAUCCACGGAACAUAUCUCAAAACGGAUGACCCUAAGAUAACUGCCUUGAUGCAACAAGCAGAACUGCUCAGCUCACUAGCACUCAAAGUCAAUGCAGAAAACACAGACCAGAGCUUGGAAAAUGCUUGGAAGGUUCUCCAGGAUUUUCUGAACCGAAGUAAAGAGAAUGAUAUCGUACCAUGUAGAGCCCUUGACUUUGAUUUUCAAGUUGAAGAAUUUAAAGAAUUGUUAGAGGACUUCAGAAGUAGUAACGAGGGAAGUCAACCGCCUUGGAGGCAACCUGAAUUAUACGAGGAAUCUCCAGCCAGCUCUGAAUACAGUACUGGGUCAACUUUAAUGCCCCAUUUAGACUGUGAUAAGCCAGAACACGUUCAAGCUGAAUUUCAUCAGGAUAGUGGAAUUCACGUACAAGCAUUUGCUACGGAAGAGCAAAAUGUUCUGAAUGAAUGUGGGAAACAAGUGCUUUCUAAAGGAAACGCAGAUCCAGUGGAGAUAUUUGCAGCUUGUGAAGAGCAAACAAUGAAUAACGAAGUUAUCUCAGCGUUAUCAUGUCCAGAGUUCAGCUCCCCCCUUCAAGUUAACCCACUGUUCAGAUCUUUAGCAGCAGGAAUUCCCAGCCCACAAUUUUCGGAAAGUGAGAGAAACUUCCUAUUGAAAACACUAGGAAUUGAAUCUCCAACUGCCAACACAAGCAUCAAUCCUUCUCAACCCCCACCCUGCAAAAGAGCCCUCCUGCAAAGUCUAUAACCAACCUCUCUAAUAUACCUUAAACACAGAACAUGAUCUACCCCAUUACAUCUUGUCUAUUAUAGCCUAUACUGAUUUGUUUAUUCUCUCUUUCUAAAUUUGUUUUCCAGAAUUGCUGUUCUUAUGGCCUGAAAUUUUUAAGGCAUGUCAAGACUGCAUUCGAGAACCCUUGUCUAGAAUGCUACGGCGCAUUCUAGCAUCUCAGUCAGAUCAAAACACCGUGAUCUGAGUUCUUCGUUUCUUCUUUUUCGCUAGUAAAUCGAUUCCCCGAUUCUAACAGUAUAGGCCCCCUUGCUUGUUAAAGUGUGUCAAUCUUUCUUUUUUUGGCGUGAUUCGGUUUCAGAAAUUCCUUCUCGGGAUCUAGUUUUUGGCCUUUGAUUUUGAUCAGUUGUACAGAACUUGCUACAUAAAUCCUAGUCAGAGUGUAACUAUACAUUGGCAGCUCGCCUAUUAUGUGAUAAAGGAAACAGAGAAGAAAAGUAAAGGAGGAUUAACCAGCUGAUUGGUUUCUCAGUUGUUGCUUUUGAGUGUGAAAUGGUAUAGAAUAAUUUUUUUGGUUCUUUUAUUUAUUUUUCCCCUCUUCUCAGGUUUCACUAUAUUGUAACAUUUUACGAUUGGAGUGGAAACUUAAUUAUGGUUUUGGUGUGCAUCUGUA
Tripterygium wilfordii is the source of this 2553-nucleotide messenger RNA. RefSeq names its product transcription factor MYB124. The record is from RefSeq and is a predicted model, not a curated record. The transcript has 12 exons. Gene Ontology annotation, molecular function: RNA polymerase II cis-regulatory region sequence-specific DNA binding; DNA-binding transcription factor activity, RNA polymerase II-specific. NCBI's taxonomy places the organism in Eukaryota, Viridiplantae, Streptophyta, Magnoliopsida, Celastrales, Celastraceae. The coding region runs from base 450 to 1898 and encodes 482 amino acids. Gene Ontology annotation, cellular component: nucleus. Gene Ontology annotation, biological process: regulation of DNA-templated transcription.